Microthlaspi erraticum is the source of this 1530-nucleotide messenger RNA. The record is from the annotation of a GenBank genome assembly. Lineage: Eukaryota; Viridiplantae; Streptophyta; Magnoliopsida; Brassicales; Brassicaceae.
AUGGCUAACACUGGUCCUGCCGGCGAUGAGCUUGGAAACGCAGCAGUCAGAUUCUCCUCCGGUGGAUGGAAAUCGGCGAGGCUCAUCAUUUGUGUAGAAAUGGCGGAGAGAUUCGCGUAUUAUGGUAUAUCGUCGAACAUGAUAAUGUACUUGACCGGACCAUUGGGACAGUCAACGGCUGCAGCGGCGGCGAAUGUAAACGCUUGGAUUGGAACGAUGUCGUUUCUGCCGCUUCUUUGGGCGUUUGUAGCGGACGCGUUUCUUGGUCGUUUCCGCACUAUAAUCAUCUCAUCUUCUCUCUAUAUCUUGCUCCAAGUGACUCUCUUCUUCUGUUCACUGUAUGUUAUAGCCAUAGGACAAGGUGGUUACAAACCUUGUAUUAAGGUAUUUGGAGCUGAUCAGUUUGAUGGAAAUGAUUUAAAAGAGGCACAAGCCAAGAGUUCUUUCUUCAACUGGAUGAUGUUUGGAAACUGUGCUAGCAUAGUGAUGACUCGUUUUGUCUCUAACUUCAUCCAAGAGAACGUAAGUUGGUCAUUAGGGUUUGGUAUUCCAAGUGUUUCCAUGCUACUUGCUCUGUUUCUCUUCCUCCUUGGAACUUCCUCUUACCGCUUUAGCACUGAGAGAGGAGGAAAGAAAAACCCUUUUGCUAGAAUUGGGCGCGUUUUCGUGGAGGCGAUAAAGAACAGAAGAAAACCGGAUUCAAAAAUAGCUAACACGGAUGAGACCCUCCUUCUCUUGGCUCACCAGAGUUCCAAGCAAUUAGGAUUCCUUGAUAGAGCAGCGUUUUCAUGUGAUCCGGCUGAAGUUGAAGAAGCAAAAGCAGUGCUUAGGCUUGCUCCUAUAUGGAUGACUUGCUUAGGCUAUGCCAUUGUAUUUGCACAGUCUCCUACUUUCUUCACAAAGCAAGGAGCAACAAUGGACAGGUCAAUCACACCAGGGAUCGUAGUCCCCGCAGCUACACUCCAAAGUUUCAUAAGUAUAUCAGUCGUCGUCUUCAUCCCAAUCUACGACCGUAUGUUCGUCCCAAUCGCAAGAUCAUUCACUAAAAACCCAUCAGGAAUCACAAUGCUUCAAAGGAUUGGAACAGGCAUGUUUCUCUUUGUUCUUGCUAUCGUAAUAGCCGCUUUAGUCGAGACCAAAAGGCUUCAAUCAACUCGGGAUCCCAUCUCUACAUCGAUGAGCGUGUGGUGGUUGGUUCCACAAUAUGUUCUUUAUGGAGUUGCGGACGUGUUCACGUUGGCGGGUUUGCAAGAGUUCUUCUACGACCAAGUCCCUAGUGAGCUUAGAAGCGUUGGUAUGGCUCUCAACCUAAGCAUAUAUGGGGCCGGAGACUUCCUAAGCAGCUUCAUGAUAUCAGUCAUUGAUAAGGCCACGAGCAUGUCUGGUCAAACGAGCUGGUUUGAUAACGACUUGAACAAAGCUCAUCUAGAUUACUUCUACUGGCUACUAGCUUGCCUCAGCACCAUUAGUUUAGCCUCAUACUUGUGGUUCGCCAAAUCGUAUGUCUACAAUAGACCAAAUACCUUCUAA